AUGGCAAAGCUUUCCAAGGAAAACCUGCUGCUCUUGUUCACGGUGCUUGGUGUUGUGAUUGGUAUAGGAUUGGGCUACUCGCUGCGAGACCCGAGCACAGUUUGGUCAAAACGGCACCUAUCGUACCUCCGAUUUCCUGGCGAUCUGUUUGUUCAGAUGCUAAAAAUGCUCAUAUUGCCGAUGAUCAUGUCAAGUAUUAUUACGAGUUUGGCAUCUUUGGAUUCUGGAACUGCUGGUCGACUGGGAAUAGUAUCCAUGACGUACUACACUCUCACCACUUUCUCUGCUGUGUUUCUUGGUAUUUUAGUUCUCCGUACAAAAAAGUUCCACUAUGAAAUUAUAGGUAUUGUCCUUGUAACACUUAUCAAACCCGGAAAAUGGACGACGACAAACGUUGAGGAUCUUGUUGGGAACGUUAAAACUACCCCAUGCGUCGCCACCGCUGUCGACACUAUCAUUGACCUCAUGAAGAGUUGCUUCCCAGAAAACCUAAUUGAGGCCACUUUCCGGUCCCAGAAAGUUUGCCUAAAGUUUUUCAAUGGCACCCAAGAAAUCCCACCGGAAGUCGCUAUGACCAUGUCACCAGAACAACGAUCAAAGUUCACUGAAGUUCCGGAAAAGAUUGUUUCAGAUGGAAUGAACAUUCUUGGUUUGGUUGUUUUCAGUGUCGCUCUUGGUAUCGUUAUUGGAAUCAUUGGAGAGGACGGAAAACCGAUGAAGAAUUUUUUCAAAAGUUUGGAGGCAUGCAGUAUGAAACUCAUCGGAUGGGUUAUCAUGUAUUCCCCAGUCGGAAUCACGUUUUUGAUUGCUGCUCAAAUUGUUGGAAUGAAGGAUCCAGGACAGGAAUUGCAUCGGUUGAUGGGAUACGUUAUCACUGUUAUCCUGGGACUCCUUAUCCACGCUUUUGUGAUUAUCCCACUUCUCUGUGUUGUUCUCGCUCGCCGCAAUCCAAUCAAAUUCGUCGGAGGAAUGGCUCAAGCUCUGCUCACGGCUCUGGCUACAAGUUCCAGUUCGGCAACCCUUCCACUCUCCAUCAAGUGUUGCGAAGAGAACAAUAAGGUUGAUCCACGUGUCACUCGUUUUGUCUUGCCACUCGGAGCCACUAUUAACAUGGAUGGAACUGCCCUUUACGAAGCCGUCGCUGCCAUUUACAUCUCGCAAUGCGUUGGAAACGAUUUGUCGAUUGGAGAGGUCAUUCUUGUGUCAUUGACAGCCACUCUUGCCAGUAUCGGAGCUGCCGGAAUCCCACAAGCUGGAAUUGUCACAAUGAUUAUGGUUCUCAUCGCUAUCGGACUCCCAACCAACUUGUUCAUCUUGAUCUUCCCUGUUGACUUCAUGCUCGACAGACUUCGCACUACGGUUAAUGUUCACGGAGAUAGUAUUGCCACUGCUGUCAUUGAACGACUAUGCGAGGACCAGUUGCAGAAAGGUGGACAUCAUCACGACACCAAUGACCAAGGAUACUCAAUGCUUUCGACUAACGCUUCCCCUGACCCAAAACGAAUUACCAUAGGAAAUAACUGCGAAAACUCUCAUAUGUUGUAA
Caenorhabditis briggsae is the source of this 1545-nucleotide messenger RNA. RefSeq names its product Protein CBR-GLT-4 (gene Cbr-glt-4). The record is from RefSeq and is a predicted model, not a curated record. Lineage: Eukaryota; Metazoa; Nematoda; Chromadorea; Rhabditida; Rhabditidae. Gene Ontology annotation, cellular component: plasma membrane. Bases 1 to 1545 code for a protein of 514 amino acids. Gene Ontology annotation, molecular function: neutral L-amino acid transmembrane transporter activity; L-glutamate transmembrane transporter activity; glutamate:sodium symporter activity. Gene Ontology annotation, biological process: L-glutamate transmembrane transport. The transcript is spliced from 9 exons.